Vigna umbellata (rice bean) is the source of this 1411-nucleotide messenger RNA. RefSeq names its product putative polyamine transporter At3g13620. Gene Ontology annotation, molecular function: transmembrane transporter activity. Gene Ontology annotation, biological process: transmembrane transport. The record is from RefSeq and is a predicted model, not a curated record. Gene Ontology annotation, cellular component: membrane. NCBI's taxonomy places the organism in Eukaryota, Viridiplantae, Streptophyta, Magnoliopsida, Fabales, Fabaceae.
AAAGUGAAGAAACUCACUCUCAUCCCUCUUAUAUUCCUCAUCUACUUCGAGGUUGCCGGUGGUCCCUACGGCGAAGAGCCCGCGGUUCAAGCGGCGGGCCCCCUCCUUGCUCUCCUGGGCUUCCUCAUAUUCCCCUUCAUCUGGAGCGUCCCCGAAGCCCUAAUCACUGCGGAGCUAACCACCGCCUACCCUGGCAACGGCGGCUUUGUGCUGUGGGCGGAACGGGCCUUCGGCCCCUUCUGGGGCUCCCUAAUGGGAACGUGGAAGUUCCUGAGCGGUGUCAUCAACAUCGCAUCUUUCCCCGUCCUCUGCAUCGAAUACGUCCAAAAACUCUUCCCCGUUCUCCGAUCUGGCUGGCCCCGCCAGUUGGCAGUCAUAGCUUCAACCCUGGCUCUCUCAUUCCUGAACUACACCGGCCUCACCAUCGUGGGCAAUGUCGCUGUGUUACUCGCUGUUGUUUCUCUCUCCCCCUUCGUGUUAAUGUCCCUCAUCGCCAUCCCCAAGAUUAAACCCCAUAGGUGGGUUAGCUUGGGUCAGAAGGGUGUUAAGAAAGAUUGGAACUUGUUCUUCAAUAUGCUCUUCUGGAACCUUAACUUCUGGGACAAUGUCAUUACCUUAGUCGGAGAAGUUGAUAAACCGAACAAGACUUUCCCUUUGGCUCUUUUCGUUGCAGUCAUUUUCACCUGCGUCUCCUACUUGAUCCCUCUCUUCGCUGUCACCGGAGCAGUAUCGGUUGACCAGAACCAAUGGGAAACUGGGUUCCACGCGCAGGCUGCUGAAAUUAUCGCAGGGAAGUGGUUGAAAAUCUGGAUUGAAGUCGGGGCAGUGUUAUCGGCAAUUGGUCUUUUCGAGGCCCAGUUGAGCAGCAGCGCCUACCAGGUUCUGGGCAUGGCGGAGAUCGGGAUUCUCCCCAAGUUUUUCGGAGUUAGGUCAAAGUGGUUCAACACGCCUUGGUUGGGAAUUCUGUUAUCUACUUUGAUAUCUAUUGGUGUGUCUUACAUGGACUUCACCGACAUAAUUUCUUCGGCGAAUUUCUUGUACAGUUUGGGGAUGUUGUUGGAGUUUGCGUCGUUUCUUUGGCUGAGGUGGAAGUCGCCCUCCAUUGAAAGGCCUUACCGUGUUCCCCUGAAGCUGCCACUGUUAGCAGUGAUGUGCUUCAUACCCUCUGGUUUUCUGGUUUUCAUAAUGGUCAUUGCUACCAAAACUGUUUAUUUGGUGAGUGGUGUGAUGACUGUAGCUGGAAUUGGGUUUUUCUUUUUAAUAAAACUCUGUAAGACAAAGAAGUGGGUAGAGUUCAGCGUGGAGGAACAGAAAGAAAUCCCCAAUGAAAGGCAUGUGUUUUGAUGGAAUCAAAAUUCAAAUUGUAAUUGUUUAAUGUUUAAUGUUUAAUCUUUGACAUUCAAGUCCAGUA